CUUGACAUGUUUGAGGAACAGAAAGGUCAGUGUGGCUCUGUCACAUGCUUCACAACAGCUGGUGGGGCAAGUCAGGAGGAUGUUAUCCUCUCUCUGGGGAAGAAGUCUCAUGGCAGAAAGGUGACUUGUCCAGACCUCAAGCCUGGACAGGGUUGAGCUGGGAGUGGGACAUGGAGCUUCACCUGGAUUUUUGGCAUAGCAAUGGAGAAGACCGGCUCUGGGUGCAGAGUUGUUAUAAGACCAAAUGGCCAUGCAGGGAAUUCAUAUAAAGGACAGCUUUGUUCCAACGUCUGGAAAUGAGGGCACUCGGUGACUGUUUCUCCAUCCUGGGUCCAAAGAGAGUGAGCGGCCCAGAGAGGGGUUCGGUGACCCUGCAGUGUCACUAUGACUCAGGGUGGGAGACCUACAAGAAGUGGUGGUGUCGAGGAGCUGAUUGGGGUUCCUGCAAAAUCCUCAUCAUAACCACAGGAACGGAGGAAGAGGUGAAGAAGGGCCACAUAUCCAUCAGAGACAACCAUAAAAGUCACACAUUCACCGUGACCAUGGAGAGUCUCAGUGGAAAAGAUGCUGACAUUUACUGGUGUGGGAUUGCGCGAGCUGGAUUUGACCUUGGGGACCAAGCUGAAGUGACCGUUGACCCAGCACCAACUGCAUUGUGGACUACCGCCUCCACCACCAACACGUUUACAUCACCAGCUGCCCCAGAAGAGACGACAGGCUCCCCAACUCUGAGCAGUCCCCGCUCCAAUGGCAGGCGUGACAUCUUGGACCUCAGCAUCCUCCUUCCCCUCAUCUUUUCCGUGUUUCUGCUUCUUUUGGUGGCAGCCUCACUCCUGGUUUGGAGGACAUUGAAGCGACAGAAGAAAGCUGCUGGGAUGUCCUCAGAGCAGGUGCCCCAGCCCCCGGAGGACGGCCUCUGUUACACCAACCUGAGCCUGCAGCGGACGGGAGCCUCCAAGGUCCCCACCCGGACAAAGAGCUCCGGGAGGUCCUCCUGCACCCUGGCUGCCGGGUCGGAAGUGGAAUACAUCACCAUGGCUCCCUUCCCAAAGGAGGACAUUUCCUACGCCUCCCUGGCCUUGGAUGCCAUGAACCAAGACCCAACCUACGGCAAUACGGGCCCCCUCCUGGCCCAUGAUCCCGCAGGGCCCCAUGAGGAGGCCACUGAGUACAGCACCAUCAGGGGGCAAUAGCCUGUGCACCAGGCCCCCCGCUCAUACCUCACCCGGAGCUGUGGCUCACACGUUCCUGCCUCGUCUGCCUUCUGCCCCCAGCCCCUCACCAGGACCGACGAUGACGGAGACCUCUGCCGGGUCCAGUCGGAAUCAGCCCGGCUCUGGCUCGGGCUUAGGACCUCGACUCAGGGGGCUUCUGGCAGUUAGAACAGGGGGCUGUCCUCCUCCCUUCUUCUCCCACCCAGCUUGGGAGGGAGCUGGAGGGAUGCUCUGGGGCUGCCGUGGGAAAAACAAUAAUAUGAAUAAUAGUAGUUAACCUUAUUUAUUGCUGACCAUGUAUGGGGAGCUGAAUAAUGUCCUCUCUGCCAAGGUAGCCACGUCCCAAUCCCCGGAACCUGUGGGCAGUCCCUCAUAUAGGGAAAGUGACUUAGAAAAUAUUAAGUUAAGGAUCUUGGGGUGGGGAGAUUUUCUAGGUGGGCCCUAAAUGGAAUCUUGGGAGUACUUAUAAGAGGGAGGCAAAGAGGUCAAAAGAGAAGGCAGACACGGAGAUGGGAGUGAUGCAGCCAUGAGCCAAGGAGUGCUGCAGCCUGGAGAAGCCAGAAAAGACCAGGAAUGGAUUCUCCCUGGAGCCUCCGGGGGGAAGCAGCCCUGCCAACACUUUGACUUUAGCCCAGUGAAUCUGAUUUUGGACUUCUGGCCUCCAGAACUAUAGAAGAAUAAAGUUGUGUUAUUUUAAGCCA
Molecule: messenger RNA, 1915 nt
Organism: Choloepus didactylus (southern two-toed sloth)
Lineage: Eukaryota; Metazoa; Chordata; Mammalia; Pilosa; Megalonychidae
Gene: CD300LF
Product: CD300 molecule like family member f
Exons: 7
Coding region: 297-1193 (298 amino acids)
Cellular component (GO): plasma membrane
Molecular function (GO): transmembrane signaling receptor activity
Source: RefSeq, a predicted model, not a curated record